Phytophthora infestans T30-4 is the source of this 1326-nucleotide messenger RNA. RefSeq lists its product as uncharacterized. The record is from RefSeq and is a predicted model, not a curated record. The transcript has 5 exons. Lineage: Eukaryota; Oomycota; Peronosporomycetes; Peronosporales; Peronosporaceae. The coding region runs from base 1 to 1326 and encodes 441 amino acids.
AUGAAAGAACUCCUUCUUCCAAACCAAAACGGAAUGACUGCGAUCCAGUGUGCCAAGACGAUGAACCCAUUAUUGGCUACCGACAUCGAGACAUGUCUACUUUCUCGCGGUGUUAUCGUGACCCAAAGCUCACGAGGUUACGUCGUUGCAUCUGCGAUCUCAUCAAGUGUAGGGGCUCCGUAUUUAAAGCGAGUCGAUGUUCGACCGAAUCGCUUCGUUGCGUGUUCAAGCACUGCGUCGACCGUUGGACUCACGCUGCGCGCAAACGGCAUUCACUACGCUGCAGCGAGGGCAGUGUACGUGCAGCAAGUGCGUUCUCAGGCUCUGGACGAGUUGGCAUUCUACGGUGACAAACUGCUGGCCUUCGCGGCAUCUGGCACUGUCGGAUGCGAUGAAUGCCGGAGCGUCACCACUCGGUCUGUCGCGUGGAGUGGAUCCAAAAUUGCUGAUCUCGCUAAGGAAGCAACCUUCCGUGCAAAGUUCGACAUCUUUGCCCCAUGUAAGAACGCAAGCCAGCAGUUAGUACCGGGGACGUCGGUGAUGUUGGACUUCGCGGGUAAACCUGAACCAAAAAUCGCCAUCAGUUAUUCUGGUGUGCGCGUGCCCGAUGCAGGUUAUUAUGACGACGAUUUUCUAAGGGGAUUUCGUCGUGGAUGGUUCAAUAUUCGUGAGAAUCACGACUUCGGCUAUGACGACAUGAGGGUUAUGAUCGAGCUGCCCGACGAAGGAAUUGUUUUCUGCCGGGGUGUCGUAUUUUGCCUCAAUAAGGUAUCUGUAUUUCCAGCGUUUCGUGCCAUUCAGAGUUCCGUGCCAUUCAGAGUUCCGUGCCACAUUGACGGAACUAUACAGUUCUUCUCCAAAUAUCAACCAGUAAACCUAACGCACACACCAAGGAAAGAGAAAAUCACAGAACGUCCACAUAGGCGCACCAUAUCCCCGACAAUCCUUCUCUCAGGUGGUGUUACGACUUUCUUGCGUUACACAAGGACAUUUUUGGGCCAAGAAGUGCCCAAAACAUGGAGGAGUGUCGAGCGAAAGCGUCCCAUUGAAGCGAUAAAGCGAAAGGAAGCCGCUGCGAGGAGAGAAAUAGCGAAGCAGGAGGCGGAGGUGAAACGCAAGGUAGCUAAAUUGCUGUGUGAGAGGUUGUGCAAAGAGGCUACUGAGAAAAAGAAGCAAAAUCGUGAAGCCAAAGCUCAGUUACGCGAAACAAAGAAAAACGAGGUACUAGAGGCACGUAUGAAGGCUAAAAGACUUCGCGAGAGGAAGAUGACCGCGAAGGGCACGCUCGACAAGACCGUAAAGAUCGUGUAUUCUGCGAUUGUGUAA